Molecule: messenger RNA, 1234 nt
Organism: Oryza sativa Japonica Group (Japanese rice)
Lineage: Eukaryota; Viridiplantae; Streptophyta; Magnoliopsida; Poales; Poaceae
Source: RefSeq, a predicted model, not a curated record
ACUUUUCGUUUGCAGAUAUACCGUUUUGCUUAUUCCGCGAAUAAGCGAAAUGAUGGUUCUGACAAUUCUUUUUGUCUUUUCUCCAAGAAAUGGCAUGUACAUUACAAUGUAGCGAGAACAGAUCCUACUUGCGUAGCUAAAAAACAUCACAAAAUAAAUAGUACAUACAUAGAAGAUCGCAGGUUUAUUCCCUUUUAAAAUUUCCUGUCAAAUUUAUGCUCAAGUGCGCUCCUGAGAACCACACUGAUGGGCCGAACAUAAUGGGCCCACACGUCAGCUGCCACCCCGUUCCGUUCCCAACUAAACGGGGCCACCCAUCAUCCCAUAAGCCCAUCCCAUAUAAUUAACAUGGGCCCACCACACAAAAUUUCACGGGAACAAUUAACAUAGGCCCGCACGCCAGCCAGCCACGAUCAUGUUCCGGCCCAAUAAUAAAAUGGGCCCACACGCCAGCCGAGCCGCAAUCCCCCUCCGGCCCAUCCAAAACCCCCGCCGAGGCGAUCGCGUCGCGGCGAAAUCCGCGCGACGCGCUCCGCGUCCACACGCUCUCCCGCGCCGCGCCCCACCGCUCCUCCACCUACCUCGUCACGCGCGCCAACCACCGCCUCCCCCACCCGCCACCAACGCCUCCUCGCCCCUCGCGUCGCGCACCAAAUCGCCCGCGCCGCGCCACGCCGCGCGCUAGCUUACUAAACCCUCUCGUCGAGCACCUCGCGAGCUCGCCGUCGCGGCGGGGGGAGGAGGGAGGGAGGGAGGAAUGGACUGGUACGCGUGGCUGUGCAGGGCGGGGCUCCACCCGGACGUGGCGUUCGAGUACGCGCGCCUCUUCGCGCGCAACGAGCUCGCCGCCGACGACCUCCGCCACCUCGACCACGGCCUCCUCGCCACCAUGGGCGUCCCCAUCGCCAAGCACCGCCUCGAGAUCCUCAAGCUCGCCAGGAGGGAGAGCCCCCCGUCGUCGUCGUCGUCGUCCUCCCUCGCCGCCGUCCGCCUCCCGUGGCGCGCCACCAGGCUGCUCGCCGCCGCCGCGCGCCGCGCCGCGCUCUCCCUGGCCGCCCGCCUCCGCUCCGUCGCGCGCCGCGACAGGGCCGCCGUCGCCGUCGCGCCGCGCCCGCCGCCGCCGCCGCAGCUGUGGAAGCCGCCCCGCGCUCGCGCGCCGCCGCCGCCGUCCGCGACGCGGAACGGCGGCAGGAAGAUGGCGCUGCUGAGGCACCUCAAGAUCGAGAGAAGAUGA